AGCAAGGCCUUGAGCGUUACGCCUGCGCGGUGUCGGAGGAGAGACCUUCAGCUUGGCAAGGAGGGACGGACGGAGGCGGCCUUGAGGUGUACAUAAAAGAGCUAGAGGAGAGUCCUUCUGUAGGUUCACGUUGAGAAGUAAAUGAUUUAGGAGCUAAAUUGUGAAAUAAGAAGUCUGCAACCAUGUUCGGCUGUUCUACUAGAGCCCCAGACCCUAUGGCUAUCCCACCAACUUACUGUGACCUGGGGAAAUCUGCCAGGGAUAUAUUCAACAUAGGAUAUGGGUUUGGAGUGGUCAAGCUAGAAGUGAAGACCAAGUCUUCUAGUGGAGUGGAAUUUACCACCACUGGUUCGUCCAGCGCAGACACAGGGAAAACCACAGGCAGCCUAGAGACCAAAUAUAAGUUCAAGGACUAUGGACUUACGUUCGCCCAGAAAUGGAACACUGACAACACCUUGGGGACGGAACUGACCAUGGAGGAUAAGUUGGCUGAGGGAUUGAAGACGACCCUUGAAACCAUGUUUGUACCAAACACAGGGAAAAAGAGUGGGAAGUUGAAGACAUCCUACAAACGGGAGUAUCUAAACCUAGGUUGUAAUGUUGACAUAGACCUGUCUGGACCAACCAUCCAUGGCUGGGCUGUGUUGGGCUAUGAAGGUUGGCUUGCUGGCUAUCAGAUGGCUUUUGACACAGCCAAAUCCAAGCUGUCACAGAAUAACUUCGCACUGGGUUACAAGGCAGCAGACUUCCAACUGCACACGAACGUGAAUGAUGGCACUGAGUUUGGUGGCUCGAUCUAUCAGAAAGUUAGUGACAAGGUGGAAACAUCUGUAAGUCUUGCUUGGACUGCUGGCAGUAAUAACACCCUGUGCGGCAUUGCCACCAAGUACCUGCUGGAUGAUAAAGCUUCCAUCUCGGCCAAAGUUAAUAAUGCCUGCCUCAUUGGACUUGGCUACACUCAAACUCUACGACCUGGUGUGAAGUUGAAUCUCUCAACUCUGAUUGAUGGCAAGAAUUUCAGUACUGGCGGCCAUAAAAUUGGGCUGGGAUUUGAGCUGGAAGCUUAAUGUAGGUUUUGAUGAAGUAUUAGAUCUUUAUUUGGAAGAUGAAGGAGAAAACAAACCCCACAUGUUCUGGCCUUAAACUCUUCUGUGAAACUUCAAAAAGCGUGAACUUGAUAUUCUUCCAAAGAAUUGUUGUAACCCCAAACAUUGAAGUCUGGAGAGUGCAAACCAUGAAGGGCAAUACUUGAAGACGUGCAUGGAAGUUGUAAUGGUUGUGCUACAUUUCAGUUCAGUUCCUCAGUUACUUUAAAAUGUGUUCCUCAGAAGAUAGCAUAGCAUCUGGUUUAAAGGAAAGAACCCCCCCCUCCCCAAUCCUUCUGUGUUACUACAUCACAUCCUGCAUGUCCUACCCCUCAUGACCUUUUGUAAAACUGGUCUCUGUGCUGUAGUGAAAGCUUUGGUUUUGCAUCAAAGUGGAAAUAAAUCAAAUCACAUUUGGAA
This is a messenger RNA of Elgaria multicarinata webbii, 1505 nucleotides long. RefSeq names its product voltage dependent anion channel 3 (gene VDAC3). NCBI's taxonomy places the organism in Eukaryota, Metazoa, Chordata, Lepidosauria, Squamata, Anguidae. Gene Ontology annotation, molecular function: voltage-gated monoatomic anion channel activity. The coding region runs from base 183 to 1067 and encodes 294 amino acids. The transcript is spliced from 10 exons. The record is from RefSeq and is a predicted model, not a curated record. Gene Ontology annotation, biological process: monoatomic anion transmembrane transport. Gene Ontology annotation, cellular component: mitochondrial outer membrane.